AUGCCACCGACGAUAACAAUAACGUUCUCCAAAGAAGGUAAAAUUCAGUUUGAAUAGUAUAAUCGAAUAGGGAAUAUUAACAGCAUAUCGGGAGAUGCCAGUAAGUGGCGUGGCUGCAAGAAGAUUAUCAAUGGGAGGUAAUGGAAGCAAAAGUUCCGAUUCAAAGCCGAAAAAAAUUAUUAGGCGUGAGUUUCAUUUUUAUUUACAAUCUUCAUGAUUACAUAACGGUUUAGAAAGUCAGAAGCUUGAGGAUAGUCCUCCUGGACUCCUAAACGAAGAGACUCCGAGUUCAACCAAUCAAAAAAGAGCCAAGAGCUCUCUUUUGCGUUCCACCAAUAAAAGAAACUCUGAAACAGUUUUGAGUGAGAUAUUAGAAAAGUUGAUCUGGAAAUCGAAUAAAUCUAGAACGACUCGAGGCGGAUGAGAAUCUAGUUCAAUCAGGAGCCGAAGAUGAGAGUGAAGAUCUUGAUAGGUCCUCAUACUCUGUUCAUCCGAGCAGUUCGACCAGGUGUGCGAACUGAGAUUGAUUGUAUGAAUUUUCUCGUUUCAGGAGGUUACCAAGCAUUUCGGAAGAGGAGAAUACGGGUAAGAAGUCCGAAAAGGAAACUAAAUUGACGAAAAAGCAAUAUUUUGUCAAAAACGGUAUUUUGAUGAUCGUUGAUCGAUUUAAAUUGUUUUAAAUUAAGCUGACGGAAAACCGACAGAAAAGUAUGAUCGGGAGUAUUUCUUGAAAAUGAGAUACGAAGAAGAUGUCGACGACGGGAGUGGAGACGAAGGCCCCAAUUCGGUCAUCACAGUCACUGAUCGGUAGCCAAAUUUCUUUUUUUUUUUCUUUUAAAUUUUCAAUUUUGCUGCAGUUGGCGAGCAGAGUGGGAGUAUGGAGUGCAAAUAUUGCUCAAUCCGGAAGACCUUCCGGUAUUCUCAACAAAACAUAUGGAAGGUCCUACGCUGAAAGAAAAGUCAACUUUUUCCUUGUUAGUUUUUUUCUAUUUGCCUAUUUUUUUCCAACUUUUUUCUUACUACCACUCAGUAUGAAAAAAUUUUCAGACCUUCGAAAUAUGUUUCAACGGAAAACACUUGCGAAAGUGACAAGAAAAAACUUUUGCCUCGUCCUUCCGUUCGUUUAUAUCAGGGUGACGAACUAGACUGUAUUUGGCUCAGAAAGUUCAACGAGGUGAGCCCAAUUCUUAUUGUAUUGCGUUUUGAGUCCAAUUCUCGGGAUUUCUCCUCAUCAGAAGCAUUUUAAGGCUCGCGAGGCAAAAGGACGAUCUUUGCUGGUGAGCACAGUUUUCAUGGAUAUGAUGAACGCUCUGGAAAUCACUGCCUAUAAGGUUUUGAAAAAAAAAUCUGAAUUUUUCAAAUCAUAAAUUUCUCAGAACAUUCACGAAAUGCUCUUGCGGCCUCUGCACUCUCCCGCCUCGCGGGAUACGAAUUUAGUGGAUGACGAGGCCUCCUGUGACAUUUGCAGAUAUGUGAGUAUACAUAUAUCUAAAAUUUAUCGAUUCACUUAGUCGAUUUUUUUCAGCUUGUAUGGAAAAAUGUGAGGAAAAUAUAUGUUUCAGCGAACAAUAAGAGAAACAUAAGUUUAUUAUUAUCUAGAACAUGAUUUCAAUUUGAAACUUUAUUCAGUCUUCAGAGAAGGUACUCUGCUGAAUCAUGGAAUAAUUGAAGAGUUGUUCGUCGGUUUGCGAAACUGUCGCUGAUCAAACGUAGACGGCGCGUAGAGCAUCUCGCCUCUCUUGUGCUAGUAGUAGGCGAUUUUAGAACGUGUCCGACGAUCACUGCUUCUCCAUGUAGGAACAGUACGGCGCCCAGCUUGUCCAGGGCUGACGGGCGUCGGAUUGAAUCUCGGACGAGAGCGGAAAUGAAGACCGACCACUCGGGUGGUAGAAAUGAGAUUUCAAUUUUUUCGGGUGGUAGAAAUGAGAUUUCAAUUUAGUUUAAUAUAAAUUUUUCAUUGAAGAGUAAGUAGAGAAAAUUUUCUUCAAUGAAGUAGUUGCGAAAUUUGAGCUUUUCUGCAGUUUCAAUUUGAAAAAUCCAACGAAAUGCAAAAAAAAAUAAUUGGAUGUGAGGCACAUUAGGAGUAUACCACUAUAUUAUGACGGAGUAAUUGCGCGAAAUGUAAAAAUAUUUGUGGCUCUCCAAAGUUUAGUUAUCUGUUUUACUUUCUGGUGAAUAUUUUGGAUUUCGCGGAACUACUUUGAAUAAGGCAUGAACGCGGAAAAAUUUAAGGUUUUUUUAUUUGAAAAAAAAAAAGAAAUUGAGCGGAAGUUGCAUUUGAGCUUGGAUUUUUCAAUAAGAAUUGAUUCAUUCAGUAGAAUGCGUUCAGAGAGACAGCGAACCGGACGAUGAGAUGGUUUUCUGCGACGGCUGCAACGUCUGUGUUCACAUGUCGUGUUACGGAUUGGAAGACUUGCCGCAAGACGAAUGGCUCUGCAUGAAAUGCCAGAUUUGCAAAGGUUUUUUUUUCGAUUCGAUUUCCAAUCAAUUUUUGUUCAGACGUGAAUCCUCCUUGCGUUCUUUGCCCCACGAUUGGAGGCGCCUUGAAACGCACAAAAAGCGGCAACCGGUGGGCCCACGUUGUAUGCGCUUUGUGGCUUCCGGAAUGCAGGUUCUCUUUUCAAAUUUUGAAAUUUUUUAUUGAGUUCUUUCAGAUUCGAGAAUUUCGAAAAACGUGAGCCUAUCACCAACAUUGAAGAAAUCGCUGACGAGAGAUGGCAGUUGAAGUGAGCUUCUUCUUUGUUGGUUUGACUGAUUUCUUGGAAUUGAGAUGCUCGAUAUGUGAUACGAGACAGGGGGCCUGUAUCCAAUGCACGGAGAAAUCUUGCAAUACUGCAUUUCACGUUAGCUGUGCGCUCCGCAGUGGAAACGAAAUGAGAAUAGAACAGGUUAUAAACUGAAAAUUUCCUUUUUUUUUGCAAUUUGUUUUCAGUAUCCGGAUCCGGAAAAUGAUGGCGUUCAAAUGAUAGCGCUGUGCAACAAACACGAUCCCAAGAAAAAAGAAGAGAGUGUGAGUUUUUGAAACAUUUACACAGAAAAAAAUGUUAACUUAUUUGGUAGUUCAAGUUUAUUAAUUUUGGGACACUUCUUUUUCAAAUCGAUCACACGAAAAGUCCGAGUUUUAGCAAUAAUAAAUAGAAAAUAUCUAUUCUAUCUAUUUUUUCUUUGUGUUUGUGGAGCUCGCUGGCUCAAAAAAAUGAAUUGCAACUAACUUUUAUGUGGCUUUUUUGAAUGCUCAUUUCAUUUUUCUGUUUCAGCUUUUGCCGCAGGCUGAGAACGACGAAAGAGAAAGUUCGGACCUCCGUAGACUCGAAUCUUUCUUCUAUUUGUACGUGGAUGGGGAGAAAGUCAGCGAUAGGUCUGUUAUAAGCGAAGAAAAAAAUCACAGUAGAAUUAUGUUUAGCAUCAAUUUGAAUCGCGCAAUCGGUGCCGAAGUGUACGAAUACUGGAAACAGAAGCGUCUGAGGAAGGGAGGAAGGCCUCUUCUCGAAAAUCCACAGGACAACAUUGUGGUUGGCUGCUCCAUCCUUUCCUUUCCAACAGUUUUUUUUCAGAUUGAUCCAGGAUCUGUGACUUUGGAGCUACCAAAUGCAAACUUCACAACGAAGACGUGCCCUCUGAACAGGCGAUCUGAAAGCUUCAAUUCGGAAUUCCACGUGAAUAAGUGGCGUGCGAAAAUUCUAAGGAGCAAUCUUGACAAGGUAAUUUCAAAAAAAAAAAAAUCGAAAAUGAACAUAAUUUUCUUGUGUAAAGUGGUUUAAGAAAUUGAAUUUAGAAAAAUAGGAGAUAAAAAUUGUGGACAGACAGCCUGAAAGGAAAAUUGAAUUUUUACCAUAUCUUUUGUUCUAAAUUUCCCCAACGUAACUACUUCGUGCAUCGUUUCAUGUCUGUUCGAGAACAAUGUUAAUCUCAGGAUCGCAACAUCAUAACGCAGCUGGUGCGACGCGAGCGGAUGAAACAACAGCUGCAGAAAACGGAACGCGACGCCAUCGAACUUCUUCUUCAGAUGACGAACAGCUCCGCCGUCGUCAGCCAACGCGCCGUUGAAGGAUUCACUGAAACAAUCGAGGUGCACUUUCUACCAUAAUUGAAUAGCCAAAAGUAGAAAAAAAAAUGUCGUUUGAAACUCUAGCACAAUGAAAUUUUAGGGUUUUGAUUUUUCUGAAAUAAGAAUUUAAAAGGGAAAAACGAAAAAAAUUCCAGUUAAAAUCAUAUUCAUUUUAGUAUAUCGAAAAAUUGGUAAUGUGAAUUUUUCAGAAGUUCCUGACAGAGGAAGAAAAAUCUGAAGCUCUGCGUCUUUUUCCCGCUCCAAGCCCAAAAGAUUCUCUCGUGACAAAUCGUGCAAACAGGUAGAUUACUCAUUGCUAUCCUAAAAAUAAAAAUGAGUUACUUUCAAGAGCCCGAUCUUCUCUCCAAUCUGCAAUUUUUUCAACGCCGGUGAGAAAACCCACUAAGCGAAGGAAUACAUCAAAGUUAGUUUUUUUUUUCACAGUGGGAUUUUCGUAGAAUUUCCUCAAAGUUUUCGAAAUUUCAUGGACUUUCAGUUUUGGCGAACCUCCUGCCCCAAAGCGGAGGCUGACUUUGACGCCGUCGUCCAAGUCGCCCCAAAGAAAAAGGCCUUCUGUGCAAUCUCGGCGGUCUUUGAGGUCUAAUAUUUGA
Molecule: messenger RNA, 4659 nt
Organism: Caenorhabditis auriculariae
Lineage: Eukaryota; Metazoa; Nematoda; Chromadorea; Rhabditida; Rhabditidae
Source: the annotation of a GenBank genome assembly